CUUGGGGACCCUCCCGCAGCCAGUGCAAGGCUGGGAGGGGCUGGCCUGGGAGAGGUUGCCAGGCACCCAGCUGGGGCUCCUCCCAGGGCGCUGUGGGGCGGCCACGUUGCCUGGCGACCAGGUGGCCGCGUCCCUGGAGCCCAGACCACACAGUUGUGCGCAGCCCUGCCAGCUUCUCCCAGGGACCCCUGGGGCCCGCCCUUAUCCCCUUAGACAAGAACAGCUGGUGCCUCCGGUCACAAUGAGCAUCGUCCUCUCCAGGGACAGCCCAGUGAGGGUGAUGGAGCGCACGGUGACUGACGCCGAGAAGCACUUUGGCCAGUUCUGCUCGACGCUGGCCGCCUACACCCGCAGGACGGCCCGGCUGCGGGACAAGGCGGACCAGCUGGUCAGACAGCUCGCUGGCUUCGCCAGCACGGAGAACCCGGAGAUGCGGGCCACCGUGAGGAACUUCGCCGAGGACCUGGCCAAGGUGCAGGAUUACCGGCAGGCCGAGGUCGAGAGGCUGGAGACCAAGGUCAUCGGGCCCCUGAAACUCUAUGGCGCCCACAUCAAGCAGACACGGGCCGAGAUCAAGAAGUUCAAGCGAGUCCAGAAGAACGAGAUCAAGCAACUGGAAAAGCUGGAGAAACUGAGGCAGAAGUCCCCCUCAGACAGGCAAACUAUCUCCCAGGCAGAGACCAGCGUGCAGAGGGCCUCGGCGGACGCCGGCCGCAUCACCCGCCAGCUGGAGGGCAUGAUCGACGCCUUCCAGAAGCAGAAGCUGAAGGACUUUCAGAAAAUUUUUUCAGACUUCGUCACCAUUGAGAUGGUCUUCCACGCCAAAGCGGUGGAGGUGUAUUCCAGUGCCUUCCAGACCCUGGAGAACUACGACCUGGAGAGAGACCUCGAGCCCGCUCUCUCCUCGGCAGGAUUUCAGAGCCAAGAUGCACGGGGUCUAUGGACAUCACGACGCGCGGCCCCUCAAGGACACUGUCUCCUCCCCGGCUGUCCCGUGGUCUCUCCCUGGCCAGGGCGCCCAGACCAGCCUGCGGAGCCAGACGGGGGAAGAGGAGGGGAGCGUGGACGAGUCCGCCGAGGACGACGCCCUGGAGGACCUCCGAGGACGCGGGCAGGAUCGCCACCAAUAGGACCAGAACUCCCCAGAUGGAGAAACGGGGGCUGAGCCCAGACACCCCGGUCUAGGGUGCGCUGGGGGCCCUGCGGGGGGCUCUGGGUAAGGCACGUGCCCUCUGGGCCUCAGUUUCCUCAUCUGUACAAAAGGGGCGAUCUCGCUGACCUCACAGGGCGCUCUGGGGGUCACUGUGCCCAGCGCGGGGCCUGGUACAGACAGGUGCGCGAUGCACGUGCGCUUACCCUGGAUCGUGCUGGAUCUCCUUUCCCACCUUAGGACCAGGGCGUCUCAAGGGCGGAUUAGCCUCCGGGGCUGCUGUGACAAAGCGCCACAAACUAGGGGCUCAGACAAUAGGAGUUCAGGCUCUCGCAGCUCCAGAGGCCUGAGGUCUGAGAGCAAGAUGUGGGCACAGUGCGCUCCAGGCCUCGUCCCCAGCUUCCGGUGGCCGCUGGCCAUCUUUAGGGUCCCUUGGCCUACAGACAGGACACGCUGACCUUUGUCUUCCUCCUCACGUGGCCUCCUCCCUGCGCGAGUGUAUCUGCAUCCAAACUCCCUCGUUCUAUAAAGACCCGUCUUGCUGGCGCAGGGAUGCACCUAACUACAUCUACGACGUGUGUGACCUCAUCCGAGCUAAUUAUAUCUACAAAGACUGUUUCCAAAUAAGGCCACAUUCGGAGGCACUGGGAGUGAGCAUCUCAACGUAGGGGUUGGGGGGACGUGAGUCACCCCGAACACGCGUGUGGGCACGACCUUGGGACCAGGACUCCUCACAGAAGGCUGGGGAGCUGGAGGUGGCAGAGGUGAGGAAGGGAGCGAACACCACGAUUUUCUCACCAACCAAGUGGGGACGAGGACGUCCAUGGGAUCAUCGCGGGACUAACAUCCUCACCACGAGGCUUCUUAUUACCCCAGAUCCAGCUCCAUGGCGCCUCCUCAGGGAAGCCCAUCCUGAUUCUACCAGAAAGACCACUCAUUCCAAAAAUAACUAAAACAUUCUAGGGGCGUCUGGGCGGCUUGGUCAGUUGAGCACCUGACUCUUGGUUUUGGUGU
This is a messenger RNA of Suricata suricatta (meerkat), 2164 nucleotides long. RefSeq names its product family with sequence similarity 92 member B (gene CIBAR2). NCBI's taxonomy places the organism in Eukaryota, Metazoa, Chordata, Mammalia, Carnivora, Herpestidae. Bases 242 to 1165 code for a protein of 307 amino acids. Gene Ontology annotation, cellular component: ciliary basal body; ciliary transition zone. The transcript is spliced from 9 exons. The record is from RefSeq and is a predicted model, not a curated record. Gene Ontology annotation, biological process: cilium assembly.